AAUAAACUCCCCUCCAAAGUAAGUAAAGUUCAUCAGCAGGAUUCACAUGAUAUUUCUCUUGAUUCAACGCAGACAACGGAGAACUGGGAAUUUUUGGAUAUGGAAUCUGCCGAAUGCCAUGCUUCCAUGAAAACAAACGACUUCUGUUAUGAACCAGAGUCUCCUUGGUCUGGCCAUGAGAAGGCCGAGCCAUGGUGGCGCACGACAGAUAAAGACGAGCUGGCCUCCUUGGUUGCACAAAAGUCAUUGGAUUUUAUCGAGAAUUGUGAUCUCCCCCUACCUCGGAAUGUGAAUGUAAGGAAGUGCUCACCUACAUGUUCUGGUUCAUUCGACAGCUGUGAAAUAUCUUUGGCUUGGAAGCCCCAAACUGUCCUUAAUCGCAGUUCCACCAUUAAUGCACAGAUGUCUCCUGAUUCUAUAAGAAAACACGAAACACAGAUGUCUUCAAUUGGAGAAGGGAAGAUGCAAUGUGCUUCCAAUACAUCGUCCAGUACGAGUACAACCGAAAAGGAUAUCUUAGAUCAAGUUACGGAGUCCGAUCCUACCAAGGCACAGCUGCUAGAAGCACUUUGUCACUCCCAAACACGAGCAAGGGAAGCUGAGAAAGCAGCAAAGCAAGCCUAUGCAGAGAAGGAACAUGUUAUCAGGCUUGUCUUCAAACAAGCCUCGCAACUCUUUGCCUAUAAACAAUGGUUCCAAAUCCUGCAGCUGGAAGCCCUUCAUGUCCAGAUCAAGAAUAAGGAGCAGCCUCUAGUCCUUCCGUGGACACCCUACAAAAGCCAGAAAAUGCGGAAGGGCCGGCAAAAGAAUGGAAAAGAGAGACGAGGGAAGCGUGGCCGGUCUAGCCCGGACAUAACCAAGUAUGCUGUUGCUAUUGCAUUGGGACUCGGUCUUGCUGGAGCUGGUUUGCUGUUGGGAUGGACCGUGGGGUGGAUGCUACCUUUCUAGACGACCAGAGAGUUCAUCUAAUCCCCUAGAUGUCACUAAAAAUUGUUUAGUGACAGAAGAAUGGUUGGCUACUAGGAUAAUAUCUGCUUUCCAUGAGUAUGUCGAGUUCUUUUCGACUUGAUUUUAGGCCCUGCAUGUUGUAUGUAUGCUGUAGUUGUUUUUCUCUCUUUUGUGUUUCUUUGUUUUGUGUAGUGUGUUUCGGGUCCAUUAAUGAUGCGAUUGCUGUUGUAGAUAUAUUGGGUGAAACUGUCCCGGGUC
Hibiscus syriacus is the source of this 1206-nucleotide messenger RNA. RefSeq lists its product as uncharacterized. The record is from RefSeq and is a predicted model, not a curated record. Lineage: Eukaryota; Viridiplantae; Streptophyta; Magnoliopsida; Malvales; Malvaceae. The coding region runs from base 100 to 948 and encodes 282 amino acids. The transcript is spliced from 2 exons.